AUGUUUUCAGUGAGGAUAGUGACUGCCGACUACUACAUGGCCAGCCCGCUGCAGGGGCUGGAUAUCUGCCAAUCCCCCCUCACCCGGGCCCCUGUCAAGAAGGUGCCGGUGGUGCGAGUCUUCGGAGCGACCCCAGCAGGUCAGAAGACGUGUCUUCAUCUACAUGGCAUCUUUCCUUACCUCUAUGUGCCAUAUGAUGGUUAUGGACAGCAGCCAGAAAGCUAUCUCUCUCAGAUGGCCUUCAGUAUCGACAGAGCACUUAAUGUGGCUUUAGGCAAUCCAUCUUCCACUGCUCAGCAUGUGUUCAAAGUGUCAUUAGUAUCAGGAAUGCCUUUUUAUGGUUAUCAUGAGAAGGAAAGACACUUUAUGAAGAUCUAUCUUUAUAAUCCUGCAAUGGUGAAAAGGAUAUGUGAGCUUUUGCAAAGUGGAGCCAUAAUGAAUAAAUUUUACCAGCCUCAUGAAGCGCAUAUUCCCUACCUCCUCCAGCUCUUCAUUGACUACAAUCUGUAUGGAAUGAACUUAAUAAACCUGGCUGCUGUCAAGUUCCGAAAAGCAAGAAGGAAAAGUGACACAAUACAUGCAACUGGAUCUUGCAAGGAUCCUUUACCAGGAAGCUCCCUUUCUGGUUCUCUGUUUCGUUGGGAAGAAGGUGAAAUACCAAGUUCUUUAAUACUGGAAGGUGUUGAACCACAGAGUACCUGUGAAUUAGAAGUGGAUGCCGUAGCUGCUGAUAUCUUAAAUCGGCUGGACAUUGAAGCUCAAAUUGGUGGAAACCCUGGCCUACAUGCCAUUUGGGAAGAUGAAAAGCAACGACGAAGAAACAGAAAUGAAACUUCUCAAAUUAGCCAGCCUGAAUCACAAGAUCGCAGGUUUGUGCCAGCCACAGAAAGUGAAAAAAAAUUUCAGAAGAGACUUCAGGAAAUUCUCAAACAGAAUGAUUUCUCUGUCACAUUAUCAGGAUCUGUGGACUACAGUGAUGGAUCCCAGGAGUUCUCUGCGGAGUUAACAUUGCACUCUGAGAUUCUGUCUCCUGAAGUGCUUCAGUGUACACCAGCCAAUGUCGUAGAAGUGCACAAAGACAUAGCACUGAACAAAGGUCACAAAGUGGAGGAAGUUCUUAUUAAUGAAGAAGCAAUUUUGAACCUCAUGGAAAAUAGUCAAACUUUCCAACCUUUGACCCAAAGACUGAGUGAGUCUCCAGUUUUCAUGAACAGUAGUCCUGAUGAGGCUCUGGUACAACUUCUUGCUGGUUUGGAAAGUGAUGGAUAUCAGGGGGAAAGAAAUAGGAUGUCAUCACCAUGUCAUUCUUUUGGAAACUCUAAAAAUCUCCAAAAUAGUGAUGAUGAAGAAAAUGAACCACAAAUUGAAAAAGAAGAAAUGGAGCUUAGUUUGGUGAUGUCUCAGAGAUGGGACAGCAAUAUUGAAGAACAUUGUGCCAAAAAGAGAUCACUGUGCAGAAAUACCCAUGGAAGCUCAACAGAAGAUGAGUCAUCAGAAGAAGAAGAAAUGGAAUGGAGUGAUAAUAGUUUGUUUCUAGCCAAUCUCUCUAUACCUCAGUUAGAUGGAACUGCAGAUGAGAAUAAUGACAACCCAUUGAACAACGAAAAUUCUCGAACCCACUCUUCUGUUAUUGCAACAAGCAAGCUAUCAGUAAAACCCUCCAUCUUUCACAAAGAUGCUGCUACGUUAGAACCUCCAUCUUCUGCUAAGAUUACCUUUCAGUGUAAACACACAAGUGCCCUUUCUUCCCAUGUUUUGAACAAGGAAGAUUUAAUUGAAGACCUUUCACAGCCAAACCACAUCGAAAAAGGUCUAGAUCAUUCAGUUGCUUCUUUUACGAAUGAAAGCACUUAUUCUAUGAAAUACCCUGGAUCUUUAAACAGUACUGUCCAUUCAGAAAACUCACAUAAAGAAAGCAGUAAGAAAGAGAUCUUCCCAGUACCUUCCUGUGAAAAUAGUAUUUUUGAUUAUGAUGAAGAUAUUCCAUCUGUUGCUAGACAAAUACCAAGCAGAAAAUAUACAAACAUUAGAAAGGUUGAAAAGGAUGCCCCUUUUAUACAUAUGAAUCGUCAUAUUAGUGAAAGUACAUUGGGCAAAAACUCUUUCAACUUUUCUGACUUGACCCAUUCAAAAAAUAAAUUAAACUCUGAAGGAAAUGAGAAAGGUAACAGCACAGCUCUGAAUAGCUUAUUCCCUUCAUCAUUAACUGAAGAUUGUGAAUUGCUAUCAUGCUCAGGGGAGAACAGAACUAUGGUGCAUUCUCUUGGUAGCAUUGCUGAUGAAAGUGGACUAAAUAAGCUGAAAAUUAGAUACGAAGAAUUUCAAGAACAUAAAACAGAAAAACCAAGCCUCAGCCAGCAAGCCGCACAUUAUAUGUUUUUCCCCAGUGUUGUUCUUUCUAAUUGUCUCAGUAGACCACAGAAACUCUCCCCUGUCACAUAUAAGCUACAGCCUGGCAAUAAACAGUCCCGGUUAAAGUUGAGUAAAAAGAAACUUGUAGGUCACCAGGAGACUUCUACCAAAACUAGUGAAACUGGAUCCACAAAAGAUAACUGUCUACAAAAUAAUCCUUGUAGUAGUAAUCCUGAGAAGGAUAAUGUACUGGCCAGUGAUUUAAUUAAAGCCACCCGUGGUACUUUUGAAAAUAAAACUCCUACAGACACUUUUAUAGACUGUCACUUUGGAGAUGGAACCUUAGAAACUGAGCAGUCCUUUGGACUAUAUGGAAAUAAGUACACACUAAGAGCCAAACGCAAGGUAAAUUAUGAGACUGAAGAUAGUGAAUCAAGUUUUGUAACACACAACUCAAAAAUUAGCCUACCUCAUCCCAUGGACAUUGGUGAAAGUUUCGAUGGAACUCUUAAAUCUCGAAAACGAAGAAAAAUGUCAAAAAAGCUGCCCCCUGUCAUCAUAAAGUAUAUUAUUAUCAAUAGAUUUAGAGGGAGAAAAAAUAUGCUUGUGAAGCUAGGAAAAAUAGACUCUAAAGAGAAACAAGUAAUAUUGACAGAGGAAAAAAUGGAGCUAUAUAAAAAGCUUGCACCUUUGAAGGAUUUUUGGCCAAAAGUUCCUGACUCCCCUGCCACCAAAUAUCCCAUUUAUCCACUAACACCAAAGAAAAGCCACAGAAGAAAAUCAAAACAUAAGUCAGCUAAGAAAAAAACUGGUAAGCAACAAAGGACAAAUAGUGAAAAUAUUAGAAGAACUUUAUCUUUCAGGAAAAAAAGGUCACAUGCUAUUCUUUCUCCUCCCACACCAUCUUACAGUGCUGAAACCGAAGACUGUGACUUGAACUAUAGUGAUGUUAUGUCUAAACUAGGUUUUCUUUCUGAGAGAAGCACAAGUCCCAUAAAUUCUUCUCCACCUCGUUGCUGGUCACCCACAGAUCCAAGAGCUGAAGAAAUUAUUGCUGCUGCAGAAAAAGAAGCAAUGCUUUUUAAGGGUCCUAAUGCAUAUAAUAACAAGACUGUUAAUUCCCGCAUAGGUAAAAAUAGUCGAGCAAGAGUGCAGGUUAAGAAAUCAAAAACAAAGCUUGUUAAUCCUUCUGUAGUUACUAAGAAAAGGAACAAACGAAAUCAGACCAGUAAACUAGUAAAUGAUGGGAAAAAGAAACCAAGAGCCAAGCAAAAACAAAAAACAAAUGAGAAGGGUACAUCAAGGAAGCAUGUUACCCUUAAAGAUGAAAAAGUAAAGUCUCAGUCUGGUGCUGAAGUUAAGUUUGUGCUAAAACAUCAGAAUGUGUCUGAGGUCUCUAGUAGUCCUGGGGGCUCUCAGCCAGUUUUUAAACAGAAAGAUGUGUCACUAGCAGGCUCUGCUGUAGAUCACCCCCUUUCUGCUCCUCUCCCCACAGGAAUGAAUACACAGCAGAAAUUAUCUGGCAGUUUUUCUUCUUUCUUAGAAAGCAAGAAGCCUGUAGAUUUGCAAGCAUUCUCCAGUUCACGAGAUGAUUUGCAUUCAUCAGUUGUUAGUAGUUCUGUAGGACCCGGAAUAUCAAAAGUUAGUAUUCAAAGGUCUCAUAAUCAAAGUACUAUGUUUACUUUAAAGGAAUCAGCUUUGAUUCAAAAAAAUAUAUUUGACCUUUCUAACCAUUUGUCUCAGGUAGCUCAGAAUACACAGAUAUCUUCGGGAAUAGUGUCUUCAAAGGUAGAAGAGAAUGCCAAUAUACAAAAAAACUAUUUGUCAUCUAUUGGAAAGUUAAAUGAAUACCAUAAUUCUCUAGAAUCAAAGUUGGACCAGCCGUAUGCCCCCAAUUUUUUGCAUUGCAAAGACAGUCAGCAGCAGAUUGUGUCUAUGGCGGAGCAGUCAAAGCACAGUGAAACUUGUGCCGGAAUUGCAGCUUCAGAGGAAAGCCAAAUGUCUAAUAACUGCUAUGUGACUGCCUUGAGAAGUCCAAUCAAACAAAUAGCAUGGGAGCAAACACAAAGGGGCUUUAUUUUAGAUAUGUCAAAUUUCAAACCUGAACGAAUAAAACAAAAAUCAUUGUCAGAAGCAAUUUCACAAACCAAAGCACUCUCUCAGUGUAAAAAUCGAAAUGUGUCUACACCGUCAGCACUUGGGGAAGGACAGUCUGGACUAGCAGUUUUGAAAGAAUUGUUACAAAAAAGACAGCAGAAAGCACAAAAUGCAAAUACUAUACAAGAUCCAUUAUCUAAUAAACAUCAACUGAACAAAAAUGUUUCUGGUUCCUUUGAACACAAGGCAAUUAAGAGAACACGAUCAGUAACAUCUCCAAGAAAACCUCGAACUCCCAAAAGUACAAAGCCUAAAGAAAAAAUACCCAGACUUCUAAAAGUGGACUCUCUACAUUUACAAAACUCUGGUCACUUGGACAACUCCCUAUCAGAUGAUAGUCCCGUCUUUUUUUCAGACCCAGGUUUUGAAAGUUGCUAUUCACUUGAAGACAGCUUAUCUCCUGAACAUAAUUAUAAUUUUGAUAUUAAUGCAAUAGGUCAAACCGGAUUUUGUAGUUUUUAUUCUGGAAGUCAGUUUGUUCCGGCUGAUCAGAAUUUGCCUCAGAAGUUCCUAAGUGAUGCAGUUCAAGAUCUUUUCCCAGGACAAACUUUAGAAAAAAAUGAAUUUUUAAGUCAUGAUAACCAAAAGUUUGAUGAUAGCAAGCAUCAUGCCUCAGACCCAACCUCGUGGAUUAGAUCUGGUACUCUAAGUCCUGAACUUUUUGAGAACUCAUCCAUAGACAGCAAUGAAAAUCAUCGCCACAAUCAAUGGAAAAAUAGUUUUCAUCCUCUAGCAACUCGGUCUAAUUCAAUAAUGGAGUCUUUCUGUAUCCAGCAGACAGAGGACUGUCUACAUGAAAAACCGCGAUUGAAUAGGAGUUCUCUAAGUAAAGAAGUGUUUCUCAGUCUCCCACAGCAGAGCAAUUCAGAUUGGAUUCAAGGUCACACCAGAAAAGACAUGGGGCAAUCUCUUGACUCAGUCAAUACCUCUUUUACUACAAUUCUAUCCUCCCCUGAUGGUGAACUUGUGGAUGCAGCCUCUGAAGAUUUAGAAUUGUAUGUUUCCAGAAAUAAUGACAUACUGACACCAACUCCUGAUAGUUCACCAAGGUCUACCAGUUCUCCUUCACAAUCUAAAAAUGGCAGUUUCACCCCUCGAACUGCUCACAUUCUGAAACCACUUAUGUCUCCACCAAGUAGGGAAGAAAUUAUGGCAACUUUGUUGGAUCAUGACCUUUCAGAAACUAUUUACCAAGAACCAUUUUGCAGUAAUCCUUCUGAUGUGCCAGAAAAGCCCAGGGAGAUUGGUGGAAGACGACUUAUGGUAGAAACUCGACUUCCAAAUGAUCUGGCUGAGUUUGAAGGAGACUUUUCCUUGGAAGGACUUCGUCUGUGGAAAACAGCAUUCUCAGCAAUGACUCAGAAUCCAAGACCAGGUUCACCCUUGCGCAAUGGCCAAGCAAUUGUUAAUAAAGGGUCAAGCAAUAGCCAUAAAAUGGUUGAAGAUAAAAAAAUUGUAAUAAUGCCUUGCAAAUGUGCCCCAAGUCGACAGCUGGUUCAAGCAUGGCUUCAAGCCAAAGAAGAAUUUGAGCGUUCCAAGAAACUGCCUAAAGCUGAGCCAACUGGAGUUGUAAAAUCUGCUGAGAGCUUCAGUUCUUCAGCUAAUCCAGAUGACAAACCUGUAGUGCCUCCGAAAAUGGAUAUAGCACCACAUAUACUCCCCACUACAGCAUAUACCAAGGAAGAUAUUGAUAAUUCUCAGACUGCUUUACAAGAAUCAACUACAGAAUGCACUAAAACUAUAAGUGAAAUACAGCUGUUGCCACCAGUUGCUUCUGCAAAUGAUCUUGAGAAAGAUGAAGAUGAUGAUGGUGAUUUUUAUAUUAGUUAUAGUUCCCCUGAUUCUCUAGUAAUACCCCCUUGGCAACAACCAACAUCCCCAGAGUCCAAAGCAUUAAAUGGAGAUGAGAGAACUUCAUCACCAAUAGAGCUGUGUUCCUUGACUGUUGAGAACUUCUUAAAGCCAAUAAAAGAUGGAACACAGAAAAGCCCCUGCAAUGAGCCUAGGGAGCCUCUAGUGAUAUCUCCAAUUACUAUUCGGACAAGAACUGGGAAAUGUGAAUCACUCUGCCUUCAUAGCACACCAGUCAUACCUAGAAAACAUCUAGAAAGGCAUCCUGAAGCAGCUGGUCUUACCCCUUUAUCAACAGAACCAAAAACCCAGAAAUUGAAUCAUAAGAGAGGAGCUAAUACUGACACCCUUAGAAGAGUCCUCUUAACAACACAAGCAAAGAAUCAGUUUGCAGCAGUAAAAACUCCAAAGAAAGAAACGUCUCAGAUUGAUGGACCAUCUUUAAACAAUACUUAUGGUUUCAAAGUCAGCAUACAAAACUUACAGGAGGCAAAAGCUUUACAUGAGAUUCAAAAUCUUACUCUAAUCAGUGUGGAGUUACAUGCUCGUACUAGACGAGACUUAGAACCAGAUCCUGAAUUUGACCCCAUCUGUGCUUUGUUCUACUGCAUCUCAUCUGACACUCCACUGCCAGAUACAGACAAAACAGAACUCACAGGUGUGAUCGUGAUUGAUAAAGACAAGACCAUCUCCAAUCAAGAUAUCAGAUAUCAGGCUCCUUUCCUUAUAAGAUCUGGAAUUACAGGACUAGAAGUUACCUAUGCUGCUGAUGAGAAGGCACUUUUUCAAGAAAUUACAACUAUAAUUAAGAGGUAUGAUCCUGAUAUUCUGCUAGGAUAUGAGAUUCAGAUGCAUUCAUGGGGUUACCUCUUACAAAGAGCUGCUGCCUUAAGUGUUGACUUAUGUCACAUGAUUUCCCGGGUGCCAGACGACAAAAUUGAGAACAGAUUUGCAGCUGAAAGAGAUGAGUAUGGAUCAGAUACAAUGAGUGAGAUAAAUAUCGUUGGCCGAAUUACACUAAAUCUUUGGAGAAUCAUGAGAAAUGAGGUGUCUCUUACUAACUACACCUUUGAAAAUGUGAGCUUUCAUGUUCUUCAUCAGCGUUUUCCCCUCUUUACCUUUCGGGUCUUGUCAGAUUGGUUUGAUAACAAGACAGAUCUGUACAGAUGGAAAAUGGUUGAUCAUUAUGUUAGCCGUGUCCGUGGAAAUCUCCAAAUGUUAGAACAGCUGGACCUGAUUGGGAAAACCAGUGAGAUGGCUAGACUUUUUGGCAUUCAGUUUUUACAUGUACUGACAAGGGGUUCACAGUACCGCGUGGAAUCAAUGAUGUUACGUAUUGCUAAACCAAUGAACUAUAUUCCUGUGACACCCAGUGUCCAACAGAGAUCCCAAAUGAGAGCCCCGCAGUGUGUUCCCCUAAUUAUGGAGCCUGAAUCCCGUUUCUAUAGCAACUCUGUUCUUGUUUUGGAUUUCCAGUCACUGUAUCCUUCUAUUGUGAUUGCAUACAACUACUGUUUUUCCACUUGCCUUGGCCAUGUGGAGAACUUGGGAAAGUAUGAUGAGUUCAAAUUUGGCUGUACUUCUCUAAGAGUACCUCCAGAUUUACUUUACCAAAUUAGACAUGAUAUCACAGUAUCCCCCAAUGGAGUAGCCUUUGUCAAGCCUUCAGUAAGAAAAGGUGUGCUACCAAAAAUGCUGGAAGAUAUUCUAAAGACUAGGCUCAUGGUGAAGCAGUCAAUGAAAGCGUACAAGCAAGACAGAGUCCUUUCACGAAUGCUCGAUGCCCGUCAGCUGGGACUUAAGCUUAUAGCAAAUGUCACAUUUGGUUACACAUCUGCUAAUUUUUCUGGUAGAAUGCCAUGCAUGGAGAUUGGUGAUAGUAUUGUGCACAAAGCAAGAGAGACCUUGGAACGAGCUAUUAAACUAGUGAAUGACACCAAGAAAUGGGGUGCUAGGGUUGUAUAUGGUGAUACUGACAGUAUGUUUGUGCUACUCAAAGGAGCCACUAAGGAGCAGUCUUUCAAGAUUGGUCAAGAAAUUGCUGAAGCUGUGACUGCUACCAAUCCUAAACCAGUGAAAUUAAAGUUUGAAAAGGUGUAUUUGCCCUGUGUCUUACAAACAAAAAAGAGGUAUGUAGGUUACAUGUAUGAAACGCUGGAUCAAAAGGACCCCGUGUUUGAUGCAAAAGGAAUAGAAACAGUUAGAAGAGAUUCUUGUCCUGCUGUUUCUAAGAUGCUUGAGCGUUCUCUAAAGCUGCUAUUUGAAACAAGAGAUAUAAGUCUAAUUAAACAGUAUGUUCAACAACAAUGUAUGAAACUAUUGGAAGGGAAGGCCAGCAUACAGGAUUUUAUCUUUGCCAAGGAAUACAGAGGAAGUUUCUCGUAUAAACCUGGAGCAUGUGUGCCAGCCCUUGAACUUACAAGGAAAAUGCUUACUUAUGACCGGCGCUCAGAGCCUCGAGUUGGGGAGCGAGUGCCAUAUGUCAUCAUUUAUGGGACCCCAGGAGUACCACUUAUCCAGCUGGUAAGGCGUCCAGUAGAAGUCUUGCAGGACCCAACUCUGAGACUGAAUGCCACUUACUAUAUCACCAAGCAAAUCCUUCCACCCCUGGCAAGAAUCUUCUCGCUUAUUGGUAUUGAUGUCUUCAACUGGUAUCAUGAAUUACCAAGGUUCCAGAAAGCCACCGGCUCCACUCGAAGUGAACGGGAAGGGCGGAAAGGCACCAUUUCUCAAUACUUCACCACCUUACACUGUCCUGUGUGUGAUGACCUGACUCAACAUGGCAUCUGUAGUAAGUGCAGGAGCCAACCUCAGCAGGUCGCAGUCAUCCUCAACCAAGAAAUUCGAGAGUUGGAACGGAGGCAGGAGCAACUUGUAAAGAUAUGCAAGAACUGUACAGGUUGCUUUGACCGACAUAUCCCGUGUGUUUCUCUGAACUGUCCUGUACUUUUCAAACUCUCUCGAGUAAAUAGAGAACUGUCAAAGGCACCGUAUCUCCGGCAAUUACUAGACCAGUUUUAA
Molecule: messenger RNA, 9381 nt
Organism: Chrysochloris asiatica (Cape golden mole)
Lineage: Eukaryota; Metazoa; Chordata; Mammalia; Afrosoricida; Chrysochloridae
Gene: REV3L
Product: REV3-like, polymerase (DNA directed), zeta, catalytic subunit
Exons: 32
Coding region: 1-9381 (3126 amino acids)
Biological process (GO): error-prone translesion synthesis; double-strand break repair via homologous recombination
Cellular component (GO): nucleus; zeta DNA polymerase complex
Molecular function (GO): nucleotide binding; DNA binding; DNA-directed DNA polymerase activity
Source: RefSeq, a predicted model, not a curated record